Zophobas morio is the source of this 1279-nucleotide messenger RNA. RefSeq names its product F-actin-capping protein subunit beta (gene cpb). Gene Ontology annotation, biological process: regulation of lamellipodium assembly; negative regulation of filopodium assembly; barbed-end actin filament capping. Gene Ontology annotation, molecular function: actin filament binding. Gene Ontology annotation, cellular component: cytoplasm; F-actin capping protein complex. Lineage: Eukaryota; Metazoa; Arthropoda; Insecta; Coleoptera; Tenebrionidae. The record is from RefSeq and is a predicted model, not a curated record. Bases 219 to 1046 code for a protein of 275 amino acids. The transcript is spliced from 4 exons.
UAUUUUCUGAUGAACGAGUGGAAUGAGACAUUUUAAAAGAUAAGAAUAAAAAUAUCUCAAAGUUACAAAAGAAAGAAAUUCCCCAGCACUUGUCAAGAGUCAAACUGUCAAAAUUGUCAAUGUCUGUCAUCAACUGGGCGACGUUGACAAGCGGUGUUGAAGUAUUAAUUUGUUGUAAUUAAUUAUAGUUUCUUCCGUUUGAGUUAAGUUUGAAAAUAAUGGGCGAGCAACAAUUUGAUUGCGCUUUAGAUUUGAUGCGGCGUUUGCCGCCUCAAGAAAUAGAGAAGAAUCUAGGAGACCUGAUUGAUUUAGUCCCCAGUUUAUGUGAGGAUUUGCUGUCUUCCGUUGACCAACCACUGAAAAUUUCCAGAGAUAAAGAAACAGGUCGAGAUUAUUUACUUUGUGAUUAUAACAGAGAUGGAGACUCGUACAGAUCGCCAUGGUCCAACACCUAUUAUCCUCCAUUAGAUGAUGGCUCUAUGCCAUCUGAGAGACUAAGAAAACUUGAAAUUGACGCCAACGAUGCAUUUGAUCAGUAUAGAGAAAUGUAUUUUGAAGGGGGUGUUUCGUCUGUUUAUUUUUGGGAUUUAGAGCAUGGAUUUGCAGGUGUUAUUCUUAUAAAGAAGACUGGUGAUGGUAGUAAGAAGAUUAAAGGGUGUUGGGACUCUAUUCAUGUAGUGGAAGUCCAGGAAAAGAGUUCUGGACGAACUUCACACUACAAAAUGACUUCAACUGCUAUGUUGUGGCUUCAGACCAACAAGCAAGGAUCUGGAACCAUGAAUUUGGGUGGAAGUCUAACAAGACAAAUUGAACAAGAUGCUCCAGUAAAUGAGGCUAGUCCUCAUAUUGCCAACAUUGGUCGAAUGGUUGAAGAUAUGGAAAAUAAAAUUCGAAACACUUUGAGUGAAAUUUACUUCAGUAAAACAAAAGAUAUAGUAAACAGUCUGAGGUCAGUGCAAUCACUAAGUGAAAGCUUGCAACAGCAAGCGUUGAAACAGGACUUGGCCGCUGCUCUUCAACGCAGGCAAAAUAAAACAGACAACUGAUGUUUUGAGAAUUCUGAAAUUUAUUAUGAAGAUGAAUAAUUAUAUUUAUAUUAGUUUUCUUAUAAUUUUGUACAUGCACUUUGACUUUCAUUUCAUUACAUACUUGCAUAAAUUAUAUUUAUUAAUUAUGAAAAUUCGCUUUAUAAAAGACGGCAUGUCAAAUUAGGGUUUUUCAUUUACAUCAAAUUAGAAUCAAUAAAUAAUUUUUAAAUAAAAUUUGUCUACUUCCAGAA